AUGCUCACUCCGCUCGCAUCGCAAGGACCACAAGUCUCCAAUGACUGCAGUGCUUAUGUGGAAAGCCCUGAAUACAACCCGAACGUCUUCGUGCGGCCUGUAGGUACGAACAAUUAUCUUAACCUAGACGCUAUAUCACCACAGACACCCGGCCCGGUCGGUUUUUACGAGCCUGUAUCCGUAGUGAACAAUUCGGAUUGUUACCUCUACCCUGAGUCGUGGUCUAGUGAAAUACACAUCUCAGAUGAAGUUGGUUUCGAGAUUAGUGUUGCGAGUAUCCUACCAGAGAUGUGGGCUACACCAGACCCCACGACUAUGAUGCCAACAGCGCAGGUACCAUGGCCCCUUUCAGAUCUCUCAGAUUUACCACGAUACAUGCUAGACGAUUCAGCAUCAAAUGUUGCUGCAAUUGCUUCUCCAACUCAGUACCAAUUCAGAGAUGUCUUGGAUCCAGUUCGACCUGAAUGGACUUUUUACCAACCUACUGUCACUGAUACGGCCAUCGUCACUUCGGCACCGUUCAUGUACGACUUGAACUCAGCGACGAGUUAUGCGCCGAUCUGGGAGGUUCCAUUUAUACUAUAG
Messenger RNA from Alternaria atra, 585 nucleotides. RefSeq lists its product as uncharacterized. The transcript has a single exon. NCBI's taxonomy places the organism in Eukaryota, Fungi, Ascomycota, Dothideomycetes, Pleosporales, Pleosporaceae. Bases 1 to 585 code for a protein of 194 amino acids. The record is from RefSeq and is a predicted model, not a curated record.